GUUGCUGUACUUGUUCGCAGUGGUGUGGUUGAGGACAGUCCUGUCGGUGUCGCUGUCUUCCUCCGGGCGCAUGCAGCUGACCUGGACCCGACCGCCCUGGGGGAGUACCUCGGGCACCACGAGGAAUUUGAAUUGGCGGCCAUGCACGCGUACGUGGACCAAGAGAGGUACGGCGGCAUGUCCAUCGACGCUGCGCUGCGCAGCUUUCUGCUGCCCUUCCGGCUACCCGGCGAGGCGCAAAAGAUCGACCGCCUCAUGGAAGCGUUUGCGGAGCGCUACGUCCGCGACAACCCCGGGGUCUUCCGUACCGCCGACGCCGCGUACGUCCUCGCCUUCGCCGUCAUCAUGUUGAAUACAGACGCACACAACCCACUGGCGGAACGGCGCCUUGACCGAGCCGGCUUCGUCGCGAUG
Messenger RNA from Volvox carteri f. nagariensis, 414 nucleotides. RefSeq lists its product as uncharacterized. Gene Ontology annotation, cellular component: trans-Golgi network. The transcript is spliced from 2 exons. NCBI's taxonomy places the organism in Eukaryota, Viridiplantae, Chlorophyta, Chlorophyceae, Chlamydomonadales, Volvocaceae. The record is from RefSeq and is a predicted model, not a curated record. The annotation marks the transcript as partial. Gene Ontology annotation, molecular function: guanyl-nucleotide exchange factor activity. Gene Ontology annotation, biological process: regulation of ARF protein signal transduction.